This is a messenger RNA of Gasterosteus aculeatus aculeatus (three-spined stickleback), 2701 nucleotides long. Its product is annotated as solute carrier family 2, facilitated glucose transporter member 11. NCBI's taxonomy places the organism in Eukaryota, Metazoa, Chordata, Actinopteri, Perciformes, Gasterosteidae. Gene Ontology annotation, cellular component: plasma membrane. The record is from RefSeq and is a predicted model, not a curated record. Gene Ontology annotation, biological process: dehydroascorbic acid transport. Gene Ontology annotation, molecular function: D-glucose transmembrane transporter activity.
UAUGGCCUCUUGCUUCAUAUUGUUUGCUCUCUCUCUCUCUCUCUUUAUCUAGUUUUUGUUGAAAAGCACAUAAUACGUCUUAAGAAAGGUGCUUCAUUAAUAAUGUGCCUAACUGUUAUUACUUCGACCUGACCUUCCGAUGGACAUCUUCAAUUAAUUGUAAUUAUGGAAUUCAAGGAUUAUUUCCGUCAUUGUGCACCACGUGGAUGCGUAACGAAGUUCUUUUGUAAAUACGUCACGAGGAUGCAAAUGAUUGAUUUCAUUUGCGUCCAUUUCGUCACGCAGAGUGAGUAAAUCUUUGUUGGAGUCUUUGUAUGAAACGUGUCAGACGUCGCCUCACACGACCGCUGAUUCCGCAACUGCAGCCAAUCAAAAAGCCGGCCACGCGCACGCGUGUGCCCGCGCGUGCUCGUCCCGGUGUGGAAGGAGGUCGCUAGUUAAGUGGACGGGUCGAGCUGUGUGGGUUUGCGGUCUGAUAUCAUGUAGUCACUUUCUUUUAAUUUUUUUUAAAACGACCUCCUUAAAAUAACAAUGUCGGCUGCCGGUGCGAAUAAGAGAAUUUCUUUGAAAUUGGUGCUAAUGGUUGCUUCUGCAGCCUUUGGAGGAACUCUUCAAUAUGGCUACAACCUCGCAAUAAUGAAUGCUCCUGCAACUUUUAUUCAGACCUUUGUCAAUGAGACAUUCUUGGAGCGGUGGGACAUCCAGUUGAAGGACUACCAGGUGACACUGAUCUGGUCAAUUAUCGUCUCCAUCUUCUCGUUGGGGGGCUUUGCGGGGUCCCUCAUAGCGGGACCAAUGACCAUACGCUACGGGAGGAAGAACUGCCUGUUGUUGAACAACGUUUUCCUAAUGACUGGAGCACUCUUAGCUGUGACAAGUAGAGCUGCCAAGUCUUUUGAGAUGAUCAUCAUCGCACGUGUCCUGGUGGGAAUAAAUGCCGGGAUCAGCAUGAAUGUGCAACCCAUGUAUUUUGGAGAAAGUGCACCAAAGGACUUACGAGGGGCCAUCUCCUUGUCUUCAGCUGUUUUCACAGCAUUUGGUGUUGUGUUAGGACAGGUGGUCGGACUCAGAGAGAUUCUGGGCAGCGAGUCGUGUUGGCAGUAUCUUCUUGCUAGUAAUGCCAUUCCUGGCCUGGUCCAGCUCCUGACCCUGCCGUGGUUCCCCGAGAGCCCCAGAUACCUGCUGAUCGACAGGGGGGACAAGGAGGCUUGUAUUGAUGCUCUGCGACGGCUGCGAGGCUGUGAGGUCCAGAGCAGUGAGCUGGACGAGAUGCUGCAGGAACAGGCUGAGACCAAAGGCAUGAGGGCCCGUCGACCCUGGGAGCUUUUCACUGAUCGCUCAGUGCGCUGGCAGCUCAUCUCCGUCAUGGUCAUCAGCAGUGCCAUGCAGCUCUGUGGUAAUGACUCGAUUUACUUCUAUGCAUCAUACAUUUUCAAAGAGGCAGGAGUAGCUGAUGAUAGAAUCCAAUACAUCACAAUUGGCACUGGUACAUGUGAAUUAUCAGCGUGUAUAUUGUGUAACCUGCUGGUGGAGCGCAAAGGUCGGCGGUUCAUGCUGAUGGGAGGCUACAUCCUCAUGACCGUCUGGGCGGUUGUCUUCACAAUUGCUCUGUUGUAUGAGCACUAUACACCCUGGAUGCCGUACAUAAGUAUGACCUGCAUCUUCACCUACAUUAUCAGCUUUGGUUUGGGACCAGCUGGGGUGACUGGUGUUUUGCCGACAGAGAUCUUCAAUCAGACUGCUCGGCCAGCAGCCUACAUGAUCGCCGGCUCAAUGAUGUGGCUCAACCUUUUCAUCAUUGGGAUGAUCUUUCCAUUUCUAGUGAGCGAGGUGAGAGAGUACUGCUUUGUGCCUUUCGGAGCAGUCUGCCUGCUGUCGGCGUUGUUUGUCGGCUUCUUUCUGCCAGAGACCAAGGGGAAGUCGUUGUCAGCCAUCACAAGUGAAUUCAACAAGCUCAACUUCAAAGGCCAGGAGGAAAAGUGUGUGUCGCCAGAUAAACCUCUGUAUCAGCUGGGUGAAGUCAGUCUUUCCACGGCCUUGUAGACAGACUCUUCCUGUCGAAAGACACAAGGAGACACUUUCACUAAAGGCCUCAACGUGACCAGAUCUGCUUGAGCGGGAAGACGUGGUGAACGGAGGUUUCACAUCACAGAAAGUGGCUUGACUCUAUUUUCACCCCUUUGAUUUUUUUUUUCUUCGAGAGAAUCGAGAGAAUUUUGUCAUGCACUUAUUGCACUUAUGUUUUGCUGCUUUUUGUCACUGAUAGACAUGAGACCAAAUUAACUAAAACUACUGUAUAAUGGCAGAAGAUCAGUGAUAUACUCCUUCUGAAAACACAUCAGCAGGUCCUUGCUUUUCCCACUCAUUUUGGGGUCAACGGUCAGAGGAAACGGAACAGCAGACCUUACAGUUCAAUGACUUACAGAGUACUGACGUCUUUGCUGAGAGGCAGGUGGUGAACCAAAUCAUAGAUCAUGGAAAGUAAUAUAAAUGAGCACCUUACCGAAUAUAAACCGCAUGCAUUAGUGGGAAACCCUCAAUCAUAAGAAAAGGUUUCAUGUUGAGUAUUUGUAUGUUUGGCAAUGCCUGAAAUCUAUAGUUUUUUAUUGCUGGAAUGAGUGCAAUUUUUUGUGUUGAAUACUGAUGUUUUUGUUUUAAUGAUCUAACUCUGGGCCAAUAAAUGCCUUGUAUGAAAACCCCC